GGUUGCCGCGGCGAGACGCGGUACUUCGCCCGCGGCGCCAGGCGCGUCGCCCCCUCAGCGGGCCUCGCGAGAUGGUUCGCUCCGCCCGCGCACUGCUCAACGGUUCCCAGGCCGGCCGGCUGAGCUGCGGAAUCAGCGCCGCCGGCUGCAACGCUGCGCGCGGAGCCGGCAACCACGCUGACGCCUCUCCCGCGCCCGGCGCCCGCUGCGGCCGCGGCCACGAUGCUGGAGCUGCUCGUAGCGCUGCUGGCCCUGGCCCUAGCCUACUUCGCAUUGCUGGACGGCUGGUACCUCGUGCGCGUGCCGUGCGCCGUGCUGCGCGCGCGCCUGCUGCAGCCGCGCGUCCGCGACCUGCUGGCUGAGCAGAGCUACGCGGGCCGCGUGCUGCCCUCGGACUUGGACCUGCUGCUGCACAUGAACAACGCGCGCUACCUGCGUGAGGCCGACGUGGCGCGCGCCGCGCACCUGGCCCGCUGUGGUGUGCUCGAGGCGUUGCGCGCGCUCGGGGCGCGCGCCGUGCUGGCUGCUUCCUGCGCGCGCUACCGCCGCUCGCUGCGUCUAUUCGAGCCGUUCGAAGUGCGCACGCGCCUGCUGGGCUGGGACGACCGCGCCUUCUACGUGGAGGCGCGCUUCAUCAGCCUGCGCGACGGCUUCGUGUGCGCGCUGCUGCGCUCCCGCCAGCACGUGCUGGGCGCCUCGCCAGAGCGAGUCGUUCAGCACCUGUGCAAGCGCAGGGUGGAGCCCCCAGAGCUGCCGGCUGACCUGCAGCACUGGAUCGCCUACAAUGAGGCCAGCAGCCAGCUGCUCCGGGCCGAGAGCGGGCUCCACGACGUUCUCAAAGACCAGUGACCGCCACAGCCUGCCAUCCCUGCCCACCAGCCUUGACCUGGAGGCCGUUGCCCACCCUUCCCCACCUGCCAGGGGGCAGAGAGUGCAGCAUGGGCCGGCUGGACUGGGCCCUCUCUGAGCUGGAGUGACCUUGCGACCCACCCAGCCCCCUCACAUGCUCAAGGCCCUCCCCUGCCUCCAUUAUUGAUGCCCCUCCAUACCCCAUCCCAUGCCAAGCACGGGGUGGGGGUGAUGCAGGCACCCAGGCCAGAUCUGCCCUCUGGGUGGUGACGAUGGGCAAACCAGGAGGCCCAGGGCCCUUGGCAUGCAGGCAGCAGGGGCUUGGGGUGGGCUGCCUUGCAGGUGAAGCCAGGCUUCCGUGCUCUGAGUGGGCGGGUGCCUGGCGCAGGGAGCGGGCUGGAGUUGCCUUGAGUGCCAGAGCUUGGAGUCUGAGGCUGCCAUUGGGGGUGAGGCCGGAGCAGUCCUGGAGGUAGGGCCGGGGGCGGGGCAGGGAGCGGGCCAAGGCCUGGGUCCUGAUAUGGGCCCCCGAGGAGCUGGAAGGAUCAGAGCAGCAUUUCAAGGCAGAUCCCUCUGCUGCGCGUGGGGGCGGGGCAGAGUGUGGCCAGGCAGACGGGCCCAGGGCACUCAGGAGAGAGGCCUGGUCACCAGGUGCUGGGGUGGCAGCGGGGCCUUGGAGAGUACGGUGGGCCCAGCGCAGGUCAGCUGUGCAGCGGCUCUGGUGGAGGCGGUGAGCUGUCACAGCUGGGGGUGGGGGGUCCUAGUCAGAACCUGCUGCUGAGGAGGGACUGGGGAGAGGCAUGGGGUCCUGCCUGGGUGCCCUCACCUGUCUGCACCCCUUGGUGCCCAUAGGACCGUGCUGUGUGACCCCAGCUGGGGUCCUGCCCUCUCUGGGCCUGUAGCGCCUCUGCCCUCCCGCUGGGGCUGUCCUUGCCUGGCCCGACGUCCUGCCCGGCUGUUGAUCUGUUUGUUUCUUCCUGUGCUGAGAGCUGCUUCCUGCAGGGGGCUGGGGCUGCUCAAGCAGCUCUGUCCUGGUGUCACCAGCCUGCUGAGGUGCCGGCCGGGGCCUGCCCGCUCUCUUGCCUUGCAGCUGGAGCGAGGGUGGCUUGGGGAGAAGCAGGAACUGGUCCAGGGCCUUGGAGAGCACGAGGGCAGUGCAGGUGGGCCUCGUCCCUGACUGGGGACAGUCCAGGCUCUGGGGGUGGGUUCUGCCCCGGGCAGGGUGCCCGCUCACCUGUGCCCCUUCAGCUGCCCCUGCCAGCCCCCGGGGCAGCCCAGAGGGGCCCAGGGUUGCUCCCUGGCCGCCUCGUCCACCCCCCGCCGGCGGGGCCAGGAGCACGGCCACGGCCCUCUUCUUCCCCUGCCCCCACGACAUGGUCCUCCUCAGCCACGGGGAACACUGCUGUGUUUCUGUUUUAUUUAAGGAAAGCCCAAGAGUAAAGGCCUUCAACGUGA
This is a messenger RNA of Cervus elaphus (red deer), 2301 nucleotides long. It is a transcript of the gene THEM6, whose product is annotated as thioesterase superfamily member 6. The transcript has 2 exons. NCBI's taxonomy places the organism in Eukaryota, Metazoa, Chordata, Mammalia, Artiodactyla, Cervidae. The record is from RefSeq and is a predicted model, not a curated record. Bases 223 to 849 code for a protein of 208 amino acids.